AUGAGUUUGAUCCCAGGUGCUACUCCUUCCGUCUAUACUCUCAACGCAUCUGAUAACCCAGGUGCUUUGAUCUCUUCCGUUGUUCUGAAUGAACACAACUACUCUGAAUGGGCUACUGAGCUCAUGAAUUCUCUCCAGGCCAAACAAAAACUUGGCUUUAUUGAUGGCACCAUCCCAAAACCUACUACAGAACCUGAUCUAUCUUCAUGGAAAGCUGCUAACUCCAUGAUUAUUGGCUGGAUUCGAACCUCUAUCGAUCCCGCCAUUCGUUCUACCGUUUCUUUUGUCUCCGACGCUAAGGAUCUUUGGGCUAGUCUCAAACAGCGGUUCUCCACUGGCAAUGGUGUUCGACGCCAACUCCUCAAAGAUGAGAUUUCCGCUUGUCGACAAGAUGGACAACCUAUUCUCGCUUACUAUGGGCGUUUGACUAAACUAUGGGAGGAACUGCAAAACUACAAGACUACCAGGGCGUGUACGUGUGCAGCUGCUCCGGACAUUGCUAAAGAACGUGAAGAUGAUAAGGUUCAUCAAUUCCUUUUCGGGUUAGAUGAACGGUUCCGUCCUAUUCGCUCCACCAUCACGGAUCAGGAGCCUUUACCAGAUCUGAAUCAUGUGUACUCUCGGGUUAUUCGUGAAGAACAGAACCUCAAUGCCUCUCGCUUGAAGGAUGCUGGUAAAACUGAGACCAUUGGAUUUUCUGUCCAAGCCGUACCAUCUCUGUCUUCGCCACAGGUCGCUGCUGUCUCUGCUCCUCGACCCCGCGACCGUUCUUCCUUGUCUUGCACUCAUUGUCAUCGCCAGGGACAUGACAUCAGCGAGUGUUUCUUGGUUCAUGGUUAUCCCGACUGGUGGCUCGAACAGAAUCGCCACGAUGGUUCCUCCAACACUAUGGCUCGCGGCUCUCAUGGUCGUGGUACCAAUAACCGUGGGACUACAACUCGCGGUGGUCGCUACAACUCUUCUGGCAAUCGCGGUCGUGGUCGUGCCAAUGCUGUCAACACCCGCUCUCCUUCUACGUCCACUAACUGGGCUUCCGAUUCUAUUGCUCAGCUGAUCUCUCUCCUUCAAGCACAACGUCCGAACACCUCUUCUGAGAAGUUGUCUGGUAAAACUCGAUCCACUGAUGUUAUUAUUGAUACAGGAGCCUCACACCACAUGACCGGCGAUUUACGUUUACUCUCUAAUGUGGUUGAUAUUGUUCCCUCGCCGGUCACCAAACCCGAUGGGUCUGCUUCUCGUGCCACCAAACGAGGCACCCUUACGCUCAACGAUCAAUAUGAUCUUCCUGAUGUGCUUUUUGUGCCCGACUUUAACUGCACCUUAAUCUCUGUUGCUAAGCUUCUCAAGCAUACUGGUUGCAUUGCUGUCUUUACUGACACCUUAUGUUUCUUGCAGGACCGUUUUACGAGGACUUUGAUUGGUGCGGGUGAGGAACGUGAGGGGGUGUAUUAUUUUACGGGUGUUCUCGCGGCUCGUGUUCACAAGGUCGUCAAAGAGUCUUCUUCGGCAAUCUUAUGGCAUCAACGACUAGGACAUCCUUCUACCGGUGUUUUGCUUUCUUUACCAGAAUUUUCCUUUCUCGUUGUGAUCUUGAUGUGCUCAAGAGUUGUGAUACUUGUUUUCGUGCUAAACAAACACGUGACGUUUUUCCAACCAGUCUUAAUAAAACUACAUCUUGUUUUGAGCUUAUACAUUGCGAUGUUUGGGGUCCUUACCGCACACCGUCUUCUUGUGGUUCUGUCUAUUUCCUUACUGUUGUUGAUGACUUCUCGCGAUCUGUCUGGACGUUCCUCAUGGCUGAAAAAUCUGAUGUCUCUCGUUUACUACGUAAUUUUUGUGCCAUGA
Camelina sativa (false flax) is the source of this 1845-nucleotide messenger RNA. The record is from RefSeq and is a predicted model, not a curated record. NCBI's taxonomy places the organism in Eukaryota, Viridiplantae, Streptophyta, Magnoliopsida, Brassicales, Brassicaceae.